Drosophila busckii is the source of this 2876-nucleotide messenger RNA. RefSeq names its product serine/threonine-protein phosphatase rdgC (gene rdgC). Gene Ontology annotation, cellular component: nucleus; cytosol. The coding region runs from base 503 to 2725 and encodes 740 amino acids. The transcript is spliced from 13 exons. Gene Ontology annotation, molecular function: protein serine/threonine phosphatase activity; manganese ion binding; calcium ion binding. The record is from RefSeq and is a predicted model, not a curated record. Gene Ontology annotation, biological process: detection of stimulus involved in sensory perception. Lineage: Eukaryota; Metazoa; Arthropoda; Insecta; Diptera; Drosophilidae.
AGCGGACAGCGACUGAAAGGAUUUUCUAGCUUUCAGUUUGUAUCGGCAUUUCACCCAAGACGGUAAAAAGCCCAAACAGCGUACACAAUAUAAACGGGGCAUAUACGUAAUAUUGAUGUUGCUGCCUGCACACAUUUAUAAAUUCACUUAAACACAAAGCUAAAAUGGCAAGAAAAUUGAUAUUGUAUUAAAGCCAGAGCAGACACAACACGGCCGGGCCACUGACUAGGGGUGCGAAUGUCAUACUACAAGGAACAUAGAGAGACACCUGACAUCUGACAUUCUGCCUGCCCAACCCACUGACUGCCUAAAGAGCCGCACGUAGCACGUAGCGAGGUUGGGCGUUUCAUAUUACUAAGCAAAGCUUUUGCGGCAUGGCAGUCGACUGAGGCAAGGACACAUGCAAAUGCGGCAAGACCAAGCUGCCUGUUAGCGAAUCUUCAUAGCACCUAGCACCUGGGCGGCAUUAACUUAGUUGACCCAUUGGAAGCCAAAGCCAAACAUGCUGCGCAGCUGUGUGUGCCUGCAGAGCGGCGGCAAGCGUCGCGGCUCCUCCUCCGUCGAAGAUGCGUCGUCGUGCCGCUCAUCGGAAAUCGAACGUGUCGGCGCCAGCAUGCAGAUGACCAAUGGACAGUCACAAACGCCGCCAGCCACGAGCAGCACCUCCUCCAGUUUGCUACAGCUGUUUCAUAGGAAAGGUUGGUGCAAGCAUUUUCGCAAACCGCUGCGCGGUAUGAGCUCAUCGAGGGCUGAAAAAACAAUUAGAGCUGCAAUUUUUAUACAAAAGUGGUAUAGGCGUCAUCAGGCGCGACAGGAAAUGCGCAAACGCUGCAAUUGGCAAAUAUUUCAAAAUCUCGAGUAUGCCAGCGAACAGGAUCAGGCUGAGCUCUACAAAUUUUUCAAUGAUCUCAUUAAGCACAUGCCACAGGCAGCUGGUGGCGCUGGUACCAAAUCGCAAACAGCGACACAUGUUUCGCUUUUGGAUGAUAAAGACAUGCUCAUGGAGGAGGCCACCGACAUAGUGUCCACAAAAAUAGAAAUGCCCAUAAAAAAGCAGCAUAUCGAUUUGUUAAUAGAUGUGUUUCGCAAAAAGAGAUGCAACCGCUUGCAUCCCAAAUAUGUGGCUCUUAUACUGCGUGAAGCUGCUAAAUCUCUCAAGCAAAUGCCAAACAUAUCGAUGGUCACCACAGCGGUGUCCCAACAGGUCACAGUCUGUGGUGAUCUGCAUGGUAAACUCGACGACUUGCUUGUUGUGCUUUAUAAAAAUGGUUUACCCUCGUCUUCCAAUCCGUAUGUCUUCAACGGCGACUUUGUGGAUAGAGGCAAAAGAGGUCUGGAGGUGCUGCUGUUGCUUCUAUCGCUCUAUUUGGCGUUUCCCAAUGCGGUUUUUCUAAAUCGCGGAAAUCACGAGGACAGCGUGAUGAAUGCACGCUACGGUUUCACACGCGAGGUGGAGUCCAAGUAUCCACGCAAUCACAAGCGUUUACUGCUGUUGAUUGAUGAGGUAUACCGCUGGCUGCCCUUGGGUUCCAUUUUGAACAGCCGUGUGCUCAUUGUACACGGCGGCUUCUCAGAUAAUACCAGUCUAGACUUGAUCAAAAGUCUUGACAGAGGCAAGUAUGUUUCCAUUUUGCGUCCACCUUUGACCAGUUCCGAACCGUUGGACAAAACUGAAUGGCAACAGAUCUUUGACAUUAUGUGGAGCGAUCCACAGGCCGUAGUUGGCUGUACACCAAAUACUUUGCGUGGUGCUGGUGUUUGGUUUGGUCCGGAUAUUACGGAUCUAUUCUUGAAACGCCAUAGACUCAGCUAUGUGAUACGUUCCCAUGAGUGCAAGCCCAAUGGCUAUGAGUUUAUGCAUGAUAAUAAGAUUAUAACCAUCUUUUCGGCCUCGAACUACUAUGCCAUGGGCUCCAACAAAGGCGCCUAUAUGCGUCUCAAUAGUCAGCUGGUGCCGCACUUUGUCCAGUAUGUGUCUGCGGCCUCGCAAGUGAAGCAGCUCUCGUUCAAGCAACGCAUGGGCAUUGUGGAGAGCUCGGCAUUGAAGGAGUUGGCUGUAAGAAUGCGCGAGCAGCGCACUGAGCUAGAAGCAGAGUUCAAGUUACAUGACCCGGACAAUACGGGCUCUAUAAGCAUUGCCAAAUGGUGUGCUGCUAUGGAAAACAUAACCAAGUUGGGCUUGCCCUGGCGUUUGCUACGCGAUAAGCUGGCGCCAGGCACAGACAGUCAGAGCGUGAACUAUAUAAGAACACUUGAUCUGCUUGACACAGAUGUCAUAAUGGAAGCCGAAGCGGAUGGCACUACAGUAAUGGAUGCUUUAUAUGCCAAUAAGACGAGCUUGGUGACCAUAUUCAACAUUAUCGAUGCUGACAAUUCAAGUGAAAUAACGCUGGACGAGUUUGAGACAGCCAUUGACUUGAUGGUUGCUCACAUGUCAGGUGUUUACUCGAAAGCUGAAAUGUUGGAAAAAUGUCGCAUGAUGGACCUCAAUGGUGAUGGAAAGGUGGAUUUGAAUGAGUUCCUCGAAGCAUUUCGUUUAAGCGAUUUACACAGAAAGCAACAACAAGAGGCUGAUAUACGAAAGCGCUCUAACAAUCGAUCUCAAAUAAAUCAGCCACCCUCGGAUUCAGUUACCAAGCUGGCAAACACAAUAUCUAGGAAUACUCUGGUAGUUGAGCAGGAUAUCGAUCCAACAGAUUGCGAGGCGAAAAUUAUUGAAACCUAAGCACCUUUAAGCAUAGUACAAUUUCCAAUAAGCAUAGUCCGAUCGUAUCUUUCAACGAUUUGCCAAAUUCUUUAUGCUUAUAUGCUGCUUUUAAGAUACCUCUGAUCAUUCCCAACAAUAUCUCAUAGAGCUCCGUUGCGAUCGAUUUUAA